AUGGAGAAAGAGAACAACUCGGUGAGCUUCUGUCUCUCCAAAGAUCUCAAGAUACCCUUCCAAAUCAAGAUCUUAUCAUUUGAAGGCUAUAAAGCAACCAAUGAAGAAUAUCGUCAUAACCACGAAAUCUUCCUUACAAUUCAGCUAGUAGCUGAUAACAAACUACUAUUACCAUCAAUUACCAAGAUAGUAAAAUACUCCCACUCUGUCCAUCAUUAUUUAUUCAAGGAAAAACGAAAUGACUCUAGAAGUCUCUGGAUAAAAUUCCCCAUUCAUUACAGUCAAUUGCCUUUAACAUGUAAACUUCGCUUUAUCCUGUUUGAUUACCAUGGGCAAACAGGAGAGAGAAUUGUUGUUGGAUUUACAGAAUUGAACAUUUUCAAUAUUGAAAAUGAUGACGAAUUUGAGUAUAGCUGUGCCCUGAAAAGAGGAAGUCAAAAGAUUCCUGUAAAGCUAUCUUCAGAGAACGGAGAGGUCACCGAGGCUAGCCACACCAAGCAUGGACUAGACGAUGUUAAUUUGCAGAGAAAAAUCAAGAAUUUCGAAAUAAACGGUAAGCAAAACCAGUCUCUAAGUUGGCUGAAUGAAUUGAGCAACAAGAAAAUUAGUCAGCUAAACAAGUUAUACAGCCAAAAAAAUUGUUAUCUGCAUGUUGAAUUCAAGACAUUUGACAUUCCAGUUGUUUAUUCCGAUGUAAAAUAUUCCUUGAUUAAUAUCCCGACGAUAACUGACAAAAUUGGAAGUGCAAUCAAUGAAAACGACCUUCUUUCCAACAAUAUCGAAUCUGCACUUCAGACACCUGACAGGAAUGUUUUUGAUCCUGAACAGUACAGAGAUAGUCGAAACGACGAUCCGAUAGAGUUAAAGUUCCGAAAACUAGAACGAACCCAUCAAAGCUCAUUUACAAAUAAAGACAUCAAGCCAACUUUGAAAAUGCGGGAGAAUAUUAUAAAUGUACUACGCAAACAAUUUUUCGAAAAGUUGACCCUUCAAGAAAAGAAUCUGAUAUGGAAAUAUCGAUUCUUUGUACUGAACAAUUUAAUACUUAACAAAAACUACACAUCUUCACAGUUCAACAACUUCACAGUAAACUUCAUGAAGGCUAUCAAUUGGGAUGACGAUUUUGAGGUGAAAGAGUUCCUUACACUGAUCGACAAAGUACCAGAAUCAACAAACAGUGACGAACAAGAAUUAACUAGUCAAAUGGAUCAUAGAUUUGUAUUUAUCACACAGCUUGAGAUCGUGGAUUGUCUGGAACUCUUGCGAGGCAAUUAUCAGAACCCAAUAGUCAGGAAUAUGGCUAUAGACAGGUUGAGAUUGGCCCCUGAUAAAGACCUUGAAUUUUAUUUGGUACAACUGGUUCAAUGUCUUCGUUAUGAAACUGGAAACUAUGAUUAUGAAGAAAUGCUGGACUCUUCAUUUUCCGACGACAUUGUUUCUAGCAAAUACACGUUUGUGGAUGAUGAUCCGAUCUUCCGUCUGCUAACAGAUUUCAGAUAUCUAAAACAAAAACAUAAAAAACUGCCUGAUCUCAACUCUCCACUGGCCAGAUUUCUGAUUCAAAGGUCUAUUGAGAACGAGAGGUUGACUAACUUCUUCUAUUGGUGUCUGAAAGUGGAAACUGACGGUGAAUUAUUGCAAGAUGUCAAACAACCUGUUAAUCCUUCAGGUAGCUAUGAAGAGUUCAUCGAAGAAGAUACUAGGUCACCGGACGCUGGAAGUCCUUCGACUAUUACCAUUAAUAAGAAGUCUUCGAACAUCUUUAAGAUUACGCUAACUCACUUUAUUGUGGAAAUGUCAACACAUGAAAAUGGGAAAAUGAAGGUAAAAUCGUUGAAAGAACAGGUCCUAGUAAUGAAGGCAAUUCAGAAUAUCUCUCUUCGAAUCAGGAACGAAUUUAAGAAGGAAACAACUCCGGCCAAAAUUGAGAUUCUAAAGUCCCUAUUAUCUGAAAAAAGGCAAGGUAAAUGGUCUUUAUCAUCCUUUCCACCCAUUCAUCUUCCAUUAAACCCAGCGAUCGAAGUAUCCGGAACAAUCCCUGAACAAUCAUCAGUCUUCCGAAGUUCAUUAUCUCCUUUAAAAAUUACGUUCAAAACUAUAGAUAACUCCUCAUAUCCAGUGAUGUACAAAAUUGGUGACGAUCUACGUCAGGAUCAGUUUGUUAUUCAAUUGAUCACAUUAAUGGAAAGAAUCCUUCAAAAUGAAAACCUUGAUAUGAAAUUGACUCCAUAUAAGAUUUUGUCUAUGGGUGCAAUGGAAGGUCUUAUGGAGUUUAUUCCCAAUGAAGCCCUGUCAUCCAUUCUCAAGAAUAACGGCUCUGUCUUGUCAUUUUUGAAACAAAAUAAUCCUGAUCCAAAUUCAAGCCUAGGGGUGCGGGCUGAAGUAAUGGACAAUUAUGUCCGUUCCUGCGCAGGCUACUGUGUCAUUACUUAUCUCCUGGGAGUGGGAGAUCGUCACUUGGAUAAUUUAUUGUUGUCCAAGGACGGGCACUUCUUCCACGUGGAUUUUGGAUACAUCUUAGGAGAAGAUCCUAAACCGUUCCCUCCAUUAAUGAAACUGCCUAUUCAGGUCAUCGAAGGUAUGGGGGGCCUGAAUGAUGAAAAUUAUAAGUUAUUCUGCAAUUAUUGUUUCAUCACCUAUAUUACACUAAGAAAGAACUCAAGUCUAAUUUUGAAUCUAGUGCAAUUGAUGAUAGACUCAAGUAUCCCCUUGCUCAGAACGAAAAACUCUGAUGAGCAGGAAAAAACCGAAAUCAUUCUCAAAAUUCAGGAAAAAUUCAUGCUAGAACUUAACGACGAAGAUGCAGUGUUACAUUUCCAAAACUUAAUCAAUGACAGCGUGAAUGCAUUCUUGCCCGUGGUUAUUGACCGAUUACAUAAUCUUGCACAAUACUGGAGGGCCUAA
Messenger RNA from Komagataella phaffii GS115, 2904 nucleotides. RefSeq names its product Phosphatidylinositol 3-kinase responsible for the synthesis of phosphatidylinositol 3-phosphate. The coding region runs from base 1 to 2904 and encodes 967 amino acids. Gene Ontology annotation, cellular component: phosphatidylinositol 3-kinase complex, class III, type I; membrane; endosome. The transcript has a single exon. Gene Ontology annotation, molecular function: 1-phosphatidylinositol-3-kinase activity. Lineage: Eukaryota; Fungi; Ascomycota; Pichiomycetes; Pichiales; Pichiaceae. Gene Ontology annotation, biological process: autophagosome assembly; phosphatidylinositol-3-phosphate biosynthetic process; autophagy of peroxisome. The record is from RefSeq and is a predicted model, not a curated record.